ACCAGCGAUAGAGACCAGUUAUUGCGAAACUCACAUUCGCAAGACGACGGAGUUUCAUUCUCGAAAAAAAAUUUCAUUGGGAAUUUAAUAAUUUAAUAGGGGUGUAUUUUUUUCGGCAAGUCGAGGGCUGAUGAAGUGACGCGAUAUCGACGUUUUCCCGGGGUGAUGCUGUGGGGGUUGAAAUCCCCUAGAUUGACGGGUGCUUCGUUAAAAUCCGGUUGUUUAUUUAUUCAGGAAGAGGAGACAGCUGUGGAGUCGAGUUGGAGGAGUGGAUAACGAGACUAGAUGUGCCACUGAGAGGAGGCCUGAUAAGAACAUACCUGAUUGUCUUGGGGUAUCCAGGAUCAGGAGAUCACUCCUCAUAUCCAGGAUGGCCUGCUGCGGGUGUGUCGAUGACGGCUCCAAGGUUGAGCCUGGGACGUCUGAUCAGGAGGAGCCAUCACUGGGACAGGAUGAAAAAGUUUUUACCCAGGACAGAUCGUGCACUGAUCUCGCUGCACUCAUUAUUCUCAUCGUGCUCGUCGGUGGAUUUGGAUUCUUCAUGACCACUGCCAUCAGGCGAGGUGAUCCCCACCGUGUGGUAAAUGGAUAUGACGAUUGUGCCAACGUCUGCGGACGUAUUACACCAUCCGAGACAAAUCCCGAAUUCAGUUGCAAAGGCGCUGACAUGAGAGAUCGAAAGUAUCUCCAUGUGACAGUGGGUGCCAAUGGUGUCAAAAGCCGGAUGUGUGUGUCAAAUUGCAGUAGCUUCGGUGACCAGAUCCAGUUCCUCAACCGUUGCAUCCCAAAAAAGGUAUCAACCAGUGCUAAUUCGGUAUUGAAAACUCUGGGAUUGGAGAGUUUUUUUAACGAAGCAUCUAGCGAUCUUAACAUCGCUUGGCGUGAAUUAAUCUAUCUCCUGCUAAUUGCUCUAGCAAUAUCCCUCGGUAUUCUGAUAGCUUUCCGAUACAUCGUAUCGUACGUAAUUUACAUCGUUCUCAGUGGCUCAGUUGUCGUCUCCAUCGGGGGAACAAUUUAUCUCUGGUUCGCUUGGUAUCAGGAGAAUAAAGCUGUUAAAACGGGUAAAAUACAUGUGGACGAUUCCAGUGUAACGCCGUAUCUCAUUUAUGCUAUUCUCAUGACAAUUGUUGCUGUCGUCACGAUACUAGUUGUUCUCGUUAUGAGAAAAAGAAUAGCUCUUGUGGUGCAACUCUUUCGAGAAGCCGGUAAAGCCGUUUAUUCGAUGCCAGCGUUACUUCUUCAACCCAUUUACACGUAUCUUCUCAUUGGUUUAUCCUUUGUUGCUUGGGCUUACUGUGUACUCUGGAUCGAGAGCGCUGGGGAACUCUACAAAAAUAGGAAGAAUCAUCUGCAUUAUAAGAAGGAUGCAGUACUUGUGACUGCCAGGUGGUACAAUCUCUUUCUGUACUUCGUAAUGGCUGAAUUUUAUCUCGGCUGUCAACACAUUGUGGUAGCGGGUGCUGUAGCCCGAUGGUUUUUCACGAGGGAUAAAAAACGACUGUCACUGCCAGUGACACGCAGUACAUGCUGUUUGCUGCGAUUUCAUCUGGGUACAGUGGCAUUCGGUGCCAUGAUCAUUGGUAUUGUGAGAUUACUCCGUGCCAUCGUAGCAUUCAUUCAGAAUAGACUGAAGGGAUAUGAUAAUAACUGUGUUCAUGGAAUUCUAUGGUGCUGUCAGGGGUGCAUAUGGUGCUUUGAGUGUUGUCUCAAAUUUCUCACGAGAAACGCUUAUAUCGAGACUGCAAUUUACGGAUGCAGUUUUUGCACCGGUGGAAAAAAAGCAUUUCGUGCACUCUCUGAUAAUAUUUUGAGGGUAGCUGCUAUCAAUACCAUUGGAGAUUUCGUCCUAUUUUUGGGAAAGGUACUCGUUGUUGCUCUCACUGUUCUCUGUGGAGUUUAUCUUAUACAGAAAAAAGAGGGACUGCAUCAUCCCUGGGUGCCGAUAGCCAUCGCUGGAGUGUUCGCCUUCCUCGUCGCCCACUGUUUCAUUUCCAUCUACGAGAUGAUCAUCGACACGAUUUUCCUUUGCUUCUGCGAGGAUUGCGCCAGGAACGACGGAAUUAAUCGUCCGUAUUUCAUGAGCCGUGGUCUGAUGGAAUUCGUGGAGAACAGCAAGAAGGCGCUAAUGCACCUAGAAAGUCAGCCAUCUAGUCCCAUAUGAAUAAUCUACUCUUCGAGAUUGCAGUUAAUCAAAGAAGUACUCAAAAGACUGGAUGAUAAGUGUAUUUCCGGUAAUUGCACUCGAAUUGCGUCAAUUCCACAGUAAUUCAGUGCCCAAUUAAUGCAAUGACAUUCGUCCGGUACUGAUCACCAUGUCACAGCGCACAAACUACUCUCAGCUUCCUCAUUACAAAUAUUUUCCAUAAUUCCGUGAUAGCAAAAUAAUGAAUUACCUAGUGAUGUACGCGAGUGAAUUACGUGAAAUAAUUUUUUUCCAAUUAAUUGCUAUUUUCAUAAUUGUAUCAGCUAAUUGAAAUGCAAAUUUCUUAACUUCCAUCGAUUACACACGAAUAUUAUUCCUCCGUGUCCUUCCCAUUUUUUGCCGAGAUUCAUUUAAGCGCUUCAACUAUUUUUGUACCGAUUCGUAUAUUCUAUCAGUAUUAUGUAAAUUAUGUAAGACUUACCUGAUGUGGAAUGAUAAAUACACGAGUUACGAGAACA
Fopius arisanus is the source of this 2661-nucleotide messenger RNA. Its product is annotated as choline transporter-like protein 1. The transcript is spliced from 15 exons. NCBI's taxonomy places the organism in Eukaryota, Metazoa, Arthropoda, Insecta, Hymenoptera, Braconidae. Gene Ontology annotation, biological process: transmembrane transport. Gene Ontology annotation, molecular function: transmembrane transporter activity. Bases 371 to 2161 code for a protein of 596 amino acids. The record is from RefSeq and is a predicted model, not a curated record.